CUGGAGACAGACAGCUGAGAGUGAACAGCCGUGUAUGUGUGUGUAUAUGUAUGUGUGUGUGUGUGUGUGUGUUUGCUGCUUCACAUUCAGACGCGCUGCACAAGCGUCUCGUCCAGAAACCCAAGACGACAACCGAGAGGACUCACUUGGAUUACUGACAGCAGGUCCCGACACAAUUUUCUCCUGAGAAAACUUGCCGGCGUUUUUCCUCUGUUAGGGUAAAAGCAAAAACAUCGCAUUUUCACCUUUAUAAAAGCAGCAGUCUUCUCGGAAGGGGCCGCACCUUCAGCUGAUCAGCAUCCAGGGGUCAUGAAGGAGUGAAGAAACACCUGGUCUGAAGAUCUAGAAGGUCUUCUGGAUGUAAAGUUGCAGAGCAGACGGGAUCGAGGAAAACUGGAAGAGAAACGAAGAAGUAAAAGCAGGAGGGAAAGGGUUGGUUGGACUGGCUGAAGGGGGAAACCGAAGGGCUGGAUGCGAGCCUUCAUUCACUCUAGAAGUUCGCCGGUUCCUCAGAGAUGGCCUCCAACUUCAAUGACAUUGUCAAGCAGGGCUAUGUCCGCAUGCGGAGCAGGAAACUGGGGAUCUAUCGACGCUGCUGGCUGGUGUUUAAGAAGUCAUCCAGUAAAGGACCUCGCAGACUGGAAAAAUACCCUGAUGAGAAGUCAGCCUACAUCAGAGCCUGUCCUAAGGUGACAGAGAUUAGUAAUGUGAAGAACGUCACAAGAUUGCCUCGUGACACGAAGCGACAGGCCGUGGCCAUCGUUUUUACAGACGACACCUCUCGAACCUUCACCUGCGAAUCAGAGCUGGAGGCUGAGGAGUGGUUUAAGACCUUGUCUAUCGAGUGCCUGGGGACGCGUCUGAAUGACAUUAGUCUUGGAGAGCCAGACCUCCUGGCCGCUGGAGUUCAGUGUGAACACACAGAGCGUUUUAAUGUGUUCCUGUUGCCCUGCCCAAAUCUGGACAUCUACGGUGAGUGUAUGAUGCAGAUCACACAUGAAAACAUCUACCUGUGGGACAUUCACAACCCUCGCACCAAGCUGGUAACCUGGCCGCUUUGUUCGCUACGCCGAUACGGACGAGACGCUACACGCUUCACCUUCGAGGCUGGCAGGAUGUGUGACAGUGGGGAGGGCCUGUACACUUUCCAGACACGGGAAGGAGAGCAGAUCUACCAAAGGGUCCAUUCUUCCACGCUGGCUAUAGCUGAGCAGCAUAAGAGAGUCCUCAUGGAAAUGGAGAAAAACAGCAAGCUUUUAUCCAAGGGUCCAGAGGGGACGUCCUACCCUUGCACCCCAACAGCAAUCUUACCACGAAGUGCUUUCUGGCACCACAUCACCGGAUCACAGGCUGGAGUGGACUCUGCUAAUGGUGACCUCUACGGUGAUCCUCAACCAGGAAUGGACAGUGACCUCUUCUCUAAACGCCUUCCUCCAGAAAGACACUCCACACUUCCUAUGGGCCGUGGCUGCUCUCAACCCCCGACACAUUACCCCUCGUACCCCAGCGAGUGAGCGGCUCCGCAGUGAAUCCUUCACGUUUUUCACCUCCUGACCUCCCUCCACACUGCACUCUGCCCUAAGUUUUUUCCAUCAGCUCUCCUUCAGCAGGGGAAGAUCCAUGCUGCCUCGGUUCCCCCUGAGCCUGCCAGCGACGCCGAGGGCACGCACUGUGGAAAGAGGGAACGCACUGGGAAGUUUGAAGGGCGCACAGACCCUUCAUACAGACACAAAAAAAAAGAUGGAACCGGCUCACAGUGCAAUAUGGUCACUCUUGGUGGGAGUAGAAACUCCACUGUAGGUUCUUCUUAGUAGUAUCUCUUAUUCUAACUCUUAAUCUCGUGCACGCUCUUCAACCCUAUGCAUGGUCCCCCAUGGUAAACAGCUUAGACACAUGUAGAAAGCCCUACACGUCUAAGACACAACCACUGCAGCCCUGGUGGAAGGGCCCUCAGAGGAUAACACUCCUGCUCUCCAGUGUGAGUAGAAAUCCAAAGUGUGUUUUGAUCAGAUGCUUUAAUUUUCAUUUGAUUGGCAUGUCUGACGGAGGACUCUGUGGAACUGGGAGCUGUUUCUGAGAGUGGCAUUUUGGUCGUCUGGUUUGUUUCUCCUUUUCUCUUCUGUUAAAGUGACUUAAUGGACAGCUGUAAUGCCGUCCCGCUCUCCUUGUCAUUAUGAAGAAAGCCAUUGGACGGAGGUGAGGGACUCGCUUGUGCACUUUGUGUACUUGUUGAUCUUUUCAGACUCGCUGGUCCACUGUUUUAUUGGGACAAUGUUUUGAGGGUCAGAGAUCCGCGUUUAGAGGGGAACAAAGAUUAUUAUACCCAUCUGAGGUGGAGGAAUGAAUUAUUUAUUUAUUUAUUGAAGUUUACCAACAAAGCACAAGACAGAUUGCGGUGUAUAUUAGUAGGGUUUUCCUUAGCAGCUCAGCAGUUCUGUAUGUAAAAGGGUUUGUACUGGCAUUGUGAAUGAGGAGAAAAACAUCAGGGCUUUUCACACUUAUCAAGUUAACCCUGAGUCAUUCUAAAUCUUCACGUUUCAUGCUGCUUAUUAUUUAUACUAGGUAAACAACUACUCCUGGGGGAUUUGUAUGAUUGCUUAGCCCUGAGUUGAUGUCUGCAUUAUUUCUUCAAUGAUUGGAUGAAUGCAGCACAUGACAUGACCACAAGUCUUUAAGGUUUUGGUUCCUGUUGUUGUAUAUUACUCCAAGCUAACAUUUUUAUGUAAAAUGAAUGGACUUUUAGGAUUAUUAUUAUCUAUUUUGACUGUUUGACUGUUUUCCCUGAAAAACGAGGCAGUUUGUAAUGUAUCUGUGACUGUCCAAGGCACAAGAUCGUGACACUUGAUUGCUAUCACUUGCUGAAUAUCUACCCAUAUCAAAAUACAAUUGCGUUGUUUAACACUGUAUCACAAGUUUGCCAAUUUUAACAAGUUUUGGAUCUCAUAAGUAGGACCAGACAGAAUCUGCAGACAUUUUUUUACUAUUUAUGUUGAGAAUUUUGUAAAAAAUCUGCGGAUUUAUGCACAAUUAUUUUGGAAGUAUCGUAACUAAAAGCGUAAUAUACGAAAUAAAAACAAUAGCUUUUAUACUUUUAUUGAAUGUUCACAUUGCAAAUCCAAUUAGAUCCACUUAUUGGGUAAACAAAGCAAGUCUCUCAUAUAAUAUCUCUACUAAAAGACAAAA
This is a messenger RNA of Danio rerio (zebrafish), 3183 nucleotides long. The record is from RefSeq and is a predicted model, not a curated record. NCBI's taxonomy places the organism in Eukaryota, Metazoa, Chordata, Actinopteri, Cypriniformes, Danionidae.